Pecten maximus is the source of this 3313-nucleotide messenger RNA. Its product is annotated as carbohydrate sulfotransferase 15-like. NCBI's taxonomy places the organism in Eukaryota, Metazoa, Mollusca, Bivalvia, Pectinida, Pectinidae. The coding region runs from base 1085 to 2509 and encodes 474 amino acids. The record is from RefSeq and is a predicted model, not a curated record. Gene Ontology annotation, molecular function: N-acetylgalactosamine 4-sulfate 6-O-sulfotransferase activity. The transcript has 8 exons. Gene Ontology annotation, biological process: hexose biosynthetic process.
GUAAUAUAACGUCCAUGUUGGAAGGGCAUGGUUGUGGAGAGGAUGGUAACACGGGAUUGGAGGGCAUGUGUGUGUUAGAGGAGGCUACGGUAUGUUCGUGUUUGUCUCCUUGUGAUGUCGACAUUAUAGUGCUACCUCACUGAAUCAUACCGCCAAAAACAUCUACUGACAACGGGCGUAAAGAAAAUUCACAUAAUUAAUUGUUUUCAGACUUUUUUCACCAGCGCUUUCUACAUCGAUUUGAAAUUGUUUGUAGCUUACCAUAUCAUGGAUAAAGUUUUUACUCCGUAUUAAAUUCCAUUUCUGUUGCUGAUGUUAUAAUGGGCAAGUAGACUAUGUAAUGAAGGCGACUCUCAGGUUGUUCAAAUGACUGGCCUUGAACUACUUUCAAGUUCGCCGAUUAAUCAAUAAAGAUUUGGCAAUGAUAUAGAUUGAGUAGCGUGCUUUGCUGAACGACUACAAAAUUUAAUGUAUAAACUAAGCCUUCUGUACACUCAGAUUAGCAUCCACAUAAAUGACCUAAAUAAAAUUUGAAAGUUGUAUUAAUAUCAGGUAAUCGAUACGGGCCCAUUCGGCCUGUUGUUAUGUAAAGUGAAUUGUGAUAAAGUGUGGAUUGUGCUGAAUUCCAAUAGCUAGGUAGCUCAAUAUGUUAGAGUGUUAACUAUAGUUCGGAGGUCCCGUGUACGAGUCCUGGUUCGCCCAAUGCAUCUGUCACUCAUGCACAUGUUAUUACACAAAUUAGUUAGUAAUAGUAUAAAUUAUGUAUCGGUUAGAAUAUAAUAAUGGUAAUACUCAAUUAAUAAAAUACACGAAAUAUUUGUAAUAAAAAAUGUCCGGCCACUAUCGUCUGACGAGAGUUGGUUAUGAUAGGUAAUACUUACAGAUAGUUGGUAGAAAUAGCGAAUUGCUACACAAAAAUGAUACUAUAGGAAAUCAACAUUUACCCCGUAUUCAUAAUCUGCUUUGUAAAUUUAUGUUUGACAUGUAUGUCUUAUCAUUAUACAGGAUGAAGAAAUAACCAGCCAUUGCUUUAAUGUGACACAUAGCGAGAUUUCCUGGAAAUUUUCUUCCACGAGAAACCCUGAUGUAUUGGACAAUUAUGGGGGGCAAUAUAUUUGUAAAGUAUUCGCAUUUCCAUUGUUCAACGAUGCAUUGUGCUUUAAAACAAUGGUGUGCCAUUCUCGGUGCGAUAUCGUUAAUUUAUUUUAUUUUAUUAUGUUAUAUUACCAUGAAAUACACAGAAACAUUGGAACCUAUAUCCGCGUUUACAAAAUAUCAUGAAUCCGAUGGAAUACAUAUGUACGUCAAGGGUAAUCUGUAUGGCAUUGGAGAUCAUCUAGCUGUUGCGAGGGUUCUUCAAUCGAAUAACACAGGGGAUGUUAGACCACAUUUUAACUUAAUAUCAGGUCCUGUCGCACAUAUUUUGAAAGAGAAACCUCCCGUAUUUCUUCCUGAAUUUAAAAAUCCCUGCUGGUAUGCUGAUGGUGACGACCGAAGAGAGGUUUGGAUAAGUUAUUUAUGCAGAAAUAGAAGAAUUAAAAACGGGAAGUUAUGUUCCUUAUACUUCAAAAGAAAAAGACUGAAGAAUGCGGCUAUACUUCGCUGUCUUCCAUACUUUUUGUUGAUUGGUCAACCGAAAAGCGGAAGUACCGAUCUAUUUCGACGUAUUACGAGCCAUCCCGACGUGAUACCAGGCCUUUCAAAGGAACCACAUUGGUGGACAAGAAAUCGUCAUUGUCUGACCACAACUUAUCCCAGGAGUUGCAGUCCAACGGUUCCACAUACCUUCACAGAAUAUAUAGACCAUUUCAAUGUUGUGGCGGAAAUAUUAGAUGUUACAAACAAUGAACAUAAGAUGAAAUUUAUAACCGGUGAAGGUAGCCAGUCGUAUCUGUGGGAUCACACUUGGUGGUGGUUGUAUCCUGAAAAUGAAAACGACACGGAACCGGGGAUACACAACGCCCAUCUCUUACGUCACAUCUUGCCGGAUGUGAAGUUAUUAGUCAUAGUUAGAAAUCCGGUCGACCGGUUAUACUCGGACUACCUAUAUUUUAAUCAGAGCGAACAGAAGUCGGUAGAAGUAUUUGACAGAAGAGUGAGAGCGUCUAUUGAUUCAUUUAAUUACUGUUUAAGGAUGAACAGUCUACAUGUACGUCACUGUGCUUACAAGGAAGCUUUUCUGGAGGUUCGACUGACUAUUGGAUUGUAUGCCGUGUACCUUGAGGAUUGGAUGGAUGUUUUUCCAAGGCAACAAUUUUUCGUCGUUUCAUUAGAUGAAUACUCUGUAAACCAGACCAUAGUCGCGUCAAGGAUAUUCAAGUUUCUAGAUUUAAGUGAUGUUCCAGAAAAAAUAUCCAGCAGCACACACUACAAUAAGAACAUGUGGCACGGUAAAGCAGUUGGCGAUAUGCUGAACGAGACCAGGCUGUUAUUGGAACAAUUUUACAAACCGUACAAUCAGGCACUUUCCCUGUUAUUGAACGAUUCGAGGUUUCUAUGGGAAACAUAACUCGUAAAAUCCGCACAUCCUUAAAUGUUGCACACCUGUAAGGCUUAUUAGAAUAUGUCGUAUGAGGCGAAUACAUUUGGGAUACUGUAUUAUCUUUUUAUCUUCUUUCUAAACAACUUUCUUCCUAAUGUCUUCCUUCACACCGCCUCUAUUUUGGGCCUUUAGAGAGUGUUCGCACAAGUUAGGAAAGUUUUGGGUUCUGUCCAUUAUCCGAGACAUACCAGAGUCUAGAAAAAUGGUAUUUGCUACCCCUGCUUAACGCUCAGCCUUUUUGGAGUGUGACGACUUGUUCGCCUGUUGUCAAUAUAAUGUGACCAAAUGGGGUGUCCUGCUGGACGGCUUCGUUAGUGUGCUUCAGUGAGGAAGUAAUUACAAAUUGAUAUUAGUUCGGCGCUAUCAGAAGGAGACAAAUCACUAUUAAACUGCAGACCUCCUAAACACAUACGCAUGUCCCCGCACGCAUGCAUUUCUCACAAAAGAGAGGCCAUUCUUAGUGAUAUAUUUUGCAGGAAGAUACAUUAAGGUCAUUAUCUUCCUGCAAAAUAUUAGCCUUAUCACUGAUUGACACUAGAAAGGCCCAAAUUAGAACCCCUCCUUUGUUAUUUAAAUAAACAAAGUUUAGAAAUAUACAAUAUAUUAAAUUGUAAAAUGUAAUAUUAAUUGUUUUAGUAUUGAUAACAUACAACCCCUUUCUUUGCACUGAUAAAUAUCAAUGAAUGCAUUUAAAAAGAUGUGAUAUCUACAAUUAAGUGUUUUACAUUGUCAUUUUAACUUUUGAAAAUUAAAAGAUCCUUUCUAAUGCAG